This is a messenger RNA of Pyrenophora tritici-repentis Pt-1C-BFP, 1035 nucleotides long. The record is from RefSeq and is a predicted model, not a curated record. Lineage: Eukaryota; Fungi; Ascomycota; Dothideomycetes; Pleosporales; Pleosporaceae.
AUGGCACGGUUUGCUCAGUAUGCUAUGGUCGCAUCGGAAGAAGCUCUGAAGGACUCUGAGUGGUUUCCGAAAAAAGAGGAAGAUCUCGAAUCAACGGUAUGGAGAAUACGCACGCUUUCGACACGUGCUCUGCUCACAUCGUAUCAGGGUGUUUAUAUGGGAUCUGGAAUCGGUAGCUUAGACGAUGUCUAUAAUACCACAGUUGCAUAUGAGAAGGGUGGACCAAACCACGCAGCGACGACUGCAUGUACGACUGGUGCACAUAGCAUUGGAGACGCCUCUCGUCUGAUUCAAUUCGGUGAUGCGGAUAUAAUGAUCGCUGGGGGUGCCGAGUCUUGCAUUCAUCCACUCGCCAUCUCAGGAUUCGCUCGUGCCAGAAGCUUAGCGACCGACUUCAAUGAUCGCCCUACGGAGUCGAGUAGACCAUUCGACAGAGCAAGAAAUGGCUUCGUCAUUGGUGAGGGUGCCGGUGUCAUGGUUCUUGAAGAGUUGGAGCACGCAAAGAACCGAGGUGCACAAAUCUACGCCGAAGUUGCUGGCUACGGACUGUCCAGCGAUGCCUACCACAUGACGGCGCCUCGCGAAGAUGGGCAAGGCCCACGCCUCGCUAUGAAGCAUGCGCUACGACAUGCUGGCCUCAAACCCAGUGAUGUUGACUAUGUCAACGCCCAUGCCACUAGCACUCCACUGGGAGACGCAGCUGAGAAUCGAGCCAUCAAAGAACUCUUGCUGGGUGAAGACGGAAAGACUGCAGCAUCCAAGAUCAAUAUAAGCAGUACGAAAGGCGCAAUCGGACAUUUGCUUGGUGCUGCCGGUAGUGUUGAGGCGAUUUUCACAGUUCUAGGAAUGCAUCACAACAUUUUACCGCCGACUCUCAAUCUUAACAAUCCAGGCGACCCCCCCGAAGACUUCGACUGUAACUAUGUCGCCAAAAGUGCGCAACAGUAUGAUGUCAAAGUGGCUCUUUCGAAUAGUUUUGGUUUCGGUGGCACAAACGCCUCGCUCUGCUUUCGCAAGGUAGAGGGUUUAUCGUAA